Messenger RNA from Setaria italica (foxtail millet), 1225 nucleotides. RefSeq names its product calcium-dependent protein kinase 27. NCBI's taxonomy places the organism in Eukaryota, Viridiplantae, Streptophyta, Magnoliopsida, Poales, Poaceae. Gene Ontology annotation, molecular function: microtubule binding; calcium ion binding. Gene Ontology annotation, cellular component: microtubule organizing center. The transcript is spliced from 6 exons. The record is from RefSeq and is a predicted model, not a curated record. Bases 47 to 883 code for a protein of 278 amino acids. Gene Ontology annotation, biological process: spindle pole body duplication.
GAGGGGAGAACUGGAGAAGGCAAGGUCUUUUUGCGGCCGCGUCGCCAUGGCGGGAGAUGAAACCGACGAAUCCUUGACGGAGUACGAGAGGCAGCGGCUGUCGAGGAUACGCGAGAACGAGGCACGCCUCGAGGCCCUGGGCCUCCGCUGUCUCGCAGCGUCCCCUCUCCUCCGCAACCCGUCGCCGCCGGCGGCGGCCAAGGGGAAGCAGAAGAAGCGGUCCGCCGACGAGGAUGAGGAGUACGUCCCGUCCGACGACGGCCGCGGUGGGGAUGAUGAGGAAGAGAGCUCUUCGGGGAGCGAGCAAGAUGAAGAAAUGGAUGGGGAUGGGAAAUCGGCGUCUAGGUCUCGUGCCAAGGGAAAGAAAACGAAAUUGUCAAAGUCAGGUAAACCUACAAAGAUCACGCCUACAAAAGGGAGCUCUUCUUUUGCUGAUUUCGUGGAUGAUGAUGCAGCCUUACAGCAGGCGAUUGCUCUCUCCCUGGCGGAAUCUUCAGAAAAGUCUGUUACCACAAUGGGUGCAGAAACUUCUAGCACAGUAAAGGGAUCAAGUGAAGGCACUUCAAACAAGAAUAAUGGCAAAACAUCUAUUCAGGACUCAGCUAAGAACAGGAAGAUUAAAAUACUGGGUAAGAGCAGGAUUCAACUGACAGAAGAUGAUGUGGUUGCAUUCUUCUUCUCAUUUGAUGAAGUUGGUAAAGGAUAUAUCACACCAUGGGAUCUUGAAAGAAUGGCUACAAUAAACGAUUUCAUCUGGACAGAUUCUGAGAUAUCUAAGAUGAUCCGUUGCUUUGAUAGUGAUGGAGAUGGAAAGAUAAACCUCGAGGAUUUCCGGAGCAUCAUAGCUCGAUGCAACAUGUUGCAGGAGGAGCCCGAGAAGUGAGGAUGAGGCAUGGUGGUGGUCUGAAGAAGAUCGCAUGGGGGAGCAGUGUUUCCAUAGGCUCGCCCGAGACAGUGCAUGAAAGGACUACGCAGAGAGCAGAACGAAGAAUCAAGAAUGCGAAUCAAUGGAGGACAGUAGGCAGUAGCCAUUGUACACUGAGCGUCUGAGCCCGAACUUUAAGUUGCACAGGAGCUUGUCAACUCCCAACUGGCUAAGGGAUUUUGUGAUGGGGCAUGAGUGCUAAUCUCUUCCACGUAACAAACAGUUUCUGAAACUGACAGCUGUUUUUUGUCGUAGCUUCAGCUUGUUUACAAGCGGCAUACGGGGAGGAGCCGUGCCAAA